This is a messenger RNA of Caenorhabditis angaria, 866 nucleotides long. The record is from the annotation of a GenBank genome assembly. NCBI's taxonomy places the organism in Eukaryota, Metazoa, Nematoda, Chromadorea, Rhabditida, Rhabditidae.
AUGUUCUUCUUUGCUGUUUUUGCUUCAAUCAUCUCAACAUCUUUCGCUUGUUCGGAUCUAGUGAAUUAUGCGACAGGAGUAUCUGAUUGUUCCCGUCGUGCUUAUCUUUGUAAUCAAGCUGCCUAUUAUUCCUUGAUGACUACACAAUGUCCAGUUACUUGUGGAAGAUGUUACAGUAAUUCAACAUCCUAUUCUACUUCUACAUCUUGUGUUGAUUUGACAAAUCCAUAUACUGGAGUAUCUGAUUGUCCAAGUAGAGCAUAUUUGUGUAACCAAGCAAAUUACUAUUCAUUAAUGACAACUCAAUGCCCAAGAACAUGUGGAAGAUGUUCAUCAACGGUCACUGGUGAGUGAAAUUUCUCAAAAUCGUAAAUUACGAAACGUCUUGAUAAGUCAAAAAGUUAUUUGAAAAACAUAGACAUAUGUAAUUGUACAAAACACGUUGUGUUUUUGAGAAUUUGUUUAUGUAAUUAGCAUUUUUGGUAUACGAAAAGUUAAUUUCACAUUUUUGGUUAUUGAACACUGGUUUUUUAUAAUUUUUUCCAGUAACUUAUUCCUCAUCUUCAUCCUGUACUGACAGAACAAACCCAUAUACUGGAGUAUCAGAUUGUUCAAGCCGUGCCUAUCUCUGUAAUAAUUCCUUAUAUUAUUCAUUAAUGACAACACAAUGUCCAGCAACAUGUGGAAGAUGUUCAACAGCUUCAACUUCAUCAACAACAACUUCAACAUCUACAACUUGUGCUGAUCUUACAAAUCCAUCAACUGGUAUUUCCGAUUGUCCAAAUCGUGUUGCCUAUUGUACAAAUGCUAUCUACCUUUCAUUAAUGCAAGUUCAAUGUAGAAAAACUUGCGGAUCCUGCAGAUAA